Molecule: messenger RNA, 2554 nt
Organism: Urocitellus parryii (Arctic ground squirrel)
Lineage: Eukaryota; Metazoa; Chordata; Mammalia; Rodentia; Sciuridae
Gene: Cdc73
Product: cell division cycle 73
Biological process (GO): transcription elongation by RNA polymerase II; positive regulation of transcription elongation by RNA polymerase II
Cellular component (GO): Cdc73/Paf1 complex
Molecular function (GO): RNA polymerase II complex binding
Source: RefSeq, a predicted model, not a curated record
GGCGGGGCCUUGCCUUCUAGCGCGGGGUCCUUGGCGGCCUGGGUGGCUACUGCCCCUGCUGCUGUCGUAGGCGAGGACGGCUGUUAGUUCUGCUGCUGUUGGUUCGCGGCGGCGGCGGAGGAGGAGGAGGAGGAAGAGGGCGAGGCGACCGGGGAAGAGGGAGGCAGGCGCAGCGGUGGUGGCGGCGGCGCCCGGGGCCAGCGGCGGCGAGGGGGGGGAAGAUGGCGGACGUGCUCAGCGUCCUGCGACAGUACAACAUCCAGAAGAAGGAGAUUGUGGUGAAGGGAGACGAAGUGAUCUUCGGAGAGUUCUCCUGGCCCAAGAAUGUGAAGACCAACUAUGUAGUUUGGGGGACUGGAAAGGAAGGCCAACCCAGAGAGUACUACACUUUGGAUUCCAUUUUAUUUCUGCUUAAUAAUGUGCACCUUUCUCAUCCUGUUUAUGUCCGUCGUGCAGCUACUGAAAAUAUUCCUGUGGUUAGAAGACCUGACCGAAAAGAUCUUCUUGGAUAUCUCAAUGGUGAAGCAUCAACAUCAGCAAGUAUAGACAGAAGUGCCCCUCUAGAAAUAGGUCUUCAGCGAUCCACUCAAGUCAAACGAGCUGCAGAUGAAGUUUUAGCAGAAGCAAAGAAACCAAGAAUUGAGGAUGAAGAGUGUGUGCGUCUUGAUAAAGAGAGAUUGGCUGCUCGUUUGGAGGGUCAUAAGGAAGGGAUUGUACAAACUGAACAGAUCAGGUCUUUGUCUGAAGCUAUGUCAGUUGAAAAAAUUGCUGCAAUCAAAGCUAAAAUUAUGGCUAAGAAAAGAUCUACUAUCAAGACUGAUCUAGAUGAUGACAUAACUGCCCUUAAACAGAGGAGUUUUGUGGACGCUGAGGUGGAUGUGACUCGAGAUAUAGUCAGCAGAGAGAGAGUGUGGAGGACACGAACAACUAUAUUACAGAGUACAGGAAAGAAUUUUUCCAAGAAUAUUUUUGCAAUUCUUCAGUCUGUCAAAGCCAGGGAGGAAGGGCGUGCGCCUGAACAGCGACCAGCUCCAAAUGCAGCACCUGUGGAUCCUACGUUGCGUACUAAACAGCCUAUCCCAGCUGCCUACAACAGAUAUGACCAAGAAAGAUUCAAAGGAAAAGAAGAAACGGAAGGCUUUAAAAUUGACACUAUGGGUACCUACCAUGGCAUGACACUUAAAUCUGUAACGGAAGGUGCAUCUGCCCGUAAGACUCAGACUCCUGCAGCACAGCCAGUACCAAGACCAGUUUCUCAAGCAAGACCUCCUCCAAAUCAGAAGAAAGGAUCUCGAACACCCAUUAUUAUAAUUCCCGCAGCUACCACCUCUUUAAUAACCAUGCUUAAUGCAAAAGACCUUCUACAAGAUCUGAAAUUUGUUCCAUCAGAUGAAAAGAAGAAACAAGGAUGUCAACGAGAAAAUGAAACACUAAUACAGAGAAGAAAAGAUCAAAUGCAACCAGGGGGCACUGCAAUUAGUGUCACAGUACCUUAUAGAGUUGUAGACCAGCCUCUUAAACUUAUGCCUCAAGAUUGGGACCGAGUUGUAGCAGUUUUUGUGCAAGGUCCUGCUUGGCAGUUCAAAGGUUGGCCAUGGCUUUUGCCUGAUGGAUCACCAGUUGACAUAUUUGCUAAAAUUAAAGCCUUUCAUCUCAAGUAUGACGAAGUUCGUCUAGAUCCAAACGUUCAAAAAUGGGAUGUAACAGUGUUAGAACUCAGUUAUCACAAACGUCAUUUGGAUAGACCAGUUUUCUUACGGUUCUGGGAAACAUUGGAUAGGUACAUGGUAAAGCAUAAAUCUCACUUGAGAUUCUGACUUAUUUGGUUCCUCCAUCUCUAAAAAUCUGGAUUAAGAAGCAUGGAUAUACCUUGAUCUAAAGACUCAAGCUUUAUGAAUUUAUCAGGAACUUAUAAAUGAAGAAGGUCACAGAUCAAUCUUUUAUAAGACCUUAUUUGAUGCUUUUGCUUCAAAAGGAUGAUGCCUGUCAUCCAUAUAAGCAAACUUUUUUGGCUUAUAACUAUUUUUUUAAUAUUAGCCUUCUAGUCUGUAAUGGAAAUUGUAUAUUUUGAUAGAAGUUUUUUCUCUAUUGGUUAAAUUAGCAUUACUUAAAAUUUGUUUCUUUAGAAAAUAAAUACAGGUUAUAAAUGUGUGUAUAUUUAGAAGUUAUAAGGCUCUCUAAGCCAUCUUGCUUCUGAUUUUUCAUUGCUCUAUAAUUCCUUUUACUGAAAAUACUGUGUUAUGAAUGGUAUUAAAUUUUAGACUCUGGAACUUCAAAAACCAAGCAAAGGGAUGUGACUAUUUUGAAUGAAUCAAAAUUUCAACCUGUAUGUAUGCUAUGUCUACAUGUAUUCUUUAUUUAAAAAGAAAUAAUGAAAAAUCCACAACAGUUCUUCAGCUUUGGUUGACUGUUCAGCCUUUUCAAGACUUCUUAUAAAUGAAUACAUUUGAUGAAUGUACAUUCUUCUCACUUGAUAAUUUUAAAUCUUAGAAUGAUAUAUUUCUAUUUGUGAUACCUUUCCUGUUGGAAAAUCUCAAAACACAAAUUAAAAACA